Neofelis nebulosa (Clouded leopard) is the source of this 1098-nucleotide messenger RNA. It is a transcript of the gene VMA22, whose product is annotated as coiled-coil domain containing 115. Gene Ontology annotation, biological process: vacuolar proton-transporting V-type ATPase complex assembly. The transcript is spliced from 5 exons. Gene Ontology annotation, cellular component: extrinsic component of endoplasmic reticulum membrane. Bases 62 to 619 code for a protein of 185 amino acids. Lineage: Eukaryota; Metazoa; Chordata; Mammalia; Carnivora; Felidae. The record is from RefSeq and is a predicted model, not a curated record.
GGCGAACGACGAUUGGACGACCUGGGAAGAGGCUGGUUCCAGACCUCAGUACCUUGGGCCCAUGGCUGCGCCGGACCUACGAGCGGAGUUGGACUCGCUGCUUCUGCAGCUGUUCCAGGACCUGGAAGAACUGGAGGCGAAGCGGGCGGCACUGAACGCUCGGGUGGAGGAGGGCUGGCUCUCGCUCUCCAAAGCUCGCUACUCUAUGGGUGCCAAAUCGGUAGGUCCCCUGCAGUAUGCCUCCCUCAUGGAGCCCCAGGUCUGCGUCUACACCAGCGAGGCCCAGGACGGACUCCAGAGGUUCUGGCUGGUGAGAGCCAGCGCCCAGACUCCAGAGGAGGUGGGGCCCCGAGAGGCAGUCUUUCUUUACCCAGCUUUGCGAAGACGCAAGGGUCUCACCAGAACCCCAGAGCCAGAGUCCUUCCCAGCCCUCCGGGACCCUCUGAACUGGUUUGGAAUCCUGGUUCCUCACAGUCUACGGCAGGCCCAAGCCAGCUUCCGGGAGGGCCUGCAGCUGGCUGCAGACAUGGCCACUCUUCAGAUCCGCAUUGACUGGGGUCGAAGCCAGCUCCGGGGGCUCCAGGAAAAACUCAAGCAGCUGGAGCCUGAGUCUGCUUGACCUGUGACCAGAGACAGAGGAGUGAGCGCAGCUGUUCCUUCAUGUGGCUGGCUACCUUAUCUCAGGCCUUCCUCCUUCACAGAUUGCCCCUGCCCCUAUUCCCAGCUAAUCCCUACUACUUAAAAUUUCUCUGGUUUGCAUGUUUUCAGCUUUGUUAGAUGUGAAAGUUUGAAGAGGCAAACUGAUUAAUGUUUAAAGUCACUACUGUGAAACCACUUCUAGGCUUGUAUUCUCCUAGGACACAGUCAUGUGGGGCAGAGGGCAAAGCUGUUAGGUUAGUUCAUAUUAGUAAAUAACCAGAACAUCCUCGUGGAUAUAUCAGCUGCAGUUUCUUUACAAGAUGCAAUACUAUCCAGCUAGUGGCAGGGAAGGGCAAAAAAUAGGUGCUUCAGUUUCACUAGAUUCUCAAAACUGAUUUUGAUGUAGGAAAAAAAACCAAACAUGGAUAACAGAUCAGGACAGCAUGAUUCCAUGUCAAU